AUGGAUAAAAAUCAAUUUCUCAAUAGUUUAAAAGAUUCUGCAGGAAACAUUGAACGUGUUGAAGAACUUGAAAAAGAAUUAGAAAAUGAAAACAACAAUGAAACAGCAGAACAAAAAAAAGAGCGUCUCUUUCAGCGAGGUUUGGUUGCUUUUUUUGCUGAACUAACGCUCAGAAAUCGAGACAGAGAACUCGAAAAUCAAUUAAAAUUAAAUAAUAAAACUGGCGCUAUACUAAUCGUUGGAUUAGCAAAAUGUGGAAAAACCACCAUUUUAAAAACAAUCAAAGAAAAUAAUGGUGGUCAUUUAAUAAUAAAUAAUUUGAAUAAAGAGCUGAAUGUAUAUAAUAGUAAAUUAAUUACAUUCAAUUUAUUAAAUGAAAAACUGAAUAAUUUCUCCGGUGCUGGUAUUGAUGCCGUAUUUUUUCUGAUUGAUGCAUACAAUACAAGCGAUUCAUUCAAUACCAGAAAUAAAUUAAGAAUUACCAUACUAAAAUCUAUUCAAUUAAAUCAUGCUAACAAAGAGUUAAAAGUAAACAAUGUCAAAAUAGUUACAUUUAAUUUGUUAGAUGAAAAACCAGAUAGUUUCUCCAGUGCUGGUAUUGAUGCCGUAUUUUUUCUUAUUGAUAUAUAUAAUACGAGCGAUUCUUUUAAUACCAGAAGUUUUCAAUAUCUUAUUGAAGGAGAUGAAGUUAAUAUUCAUUUGUUACGAAAUGCUCGUGAUUAUAGUGUUCGUUUAUUAAAUUUACUUGGUUUAUCUUUUUAA
This is a messenger RNA of Adineta steineri, 762 nucleotides long. NCBI's taxonomy places the organism in Eukaryota, Metazoa, Rotifera, Eurotatoria, Adinetida, Adinetidae. The record is from the annotation of a GenBank genome assembly.